AUGGUGGUGGUGUUUACUUGUCUUGUGCGAAUCUAUGGGGUUCCUGGUGCUGAGUUAGGAGACCUUAGCUGGAUCUCCAAAGUGCAAGUGAAUCACCCAGCAGUUCUGAGGCGCGCAGAACAGAUCCAAGCUCGCAGAACCGUGAAAAAGGAGUGGCAAGCUGCUUGGCUCCUGAAAGCUGUUACCUGUAUAGAUCUUACUACCCUUUCUGGUGAUGACACAUCUUCCAACGUUCAAAGGCUCUGCUACAAAGCUAAAUAUCCAAUCCGGGAAGAUCUCUUAGAAGCUUUAAAUAUGAACGAUAAAGGCAUUACUACAGCUGCUGUUUGUGUUUAUCCUGCCCGAGUAAGUGAUGCUGUAAAAGCUCUAAAAGAUGCAGGCUGUAACAUCCCAGUAGCAUCAGUGGCCACUGGAUUUCCAGCUGGGCAGACUCAUUUGAAAACACGAUUAGAAGAGAUCAGAUUGGCAAUUGAAGAUGGAGCUACAGAGAUUGAUGUGGUAAUUAACCGGACCUUGGUGCUGACAGGCCAGUGGGAAGCCCUUUAUGAUGAGAUUCGUCAGUUUCGCAAGGCCUGCGGAGAAGCUCAUCUCAAAACCAUCUUGGCAACAGGAGAACUUGGAUCUCUUACCAAUGUCUAUAAAGCCAGCAUGAUAGCAAUGAUGGCAGGAUCAGAUUUUAUUAAGACUUCAACCGGAAAAGAAGCAGUAAAUGCCACCUUCCCAGUAGCUAUAGUAAUGCUACGGGCCAUUAGAGAUUUCUUCUGGAAAACUGGAAAUAAGAUAGGGUUUAAACCAGCAGGAGGCAUCCGCAGUGCCAAAGAUUCCCUUGCUUGGCUCUCUCUUGUAAAGGAGGAGCUAGGAGAUGAGUGGUUGAAGCCUGAACUCUUUCGAAUUGGUGCCAGCACCCUGCUUUCAGACAUCGAGAGACAGAUUUACCAUCAUGUGACCGGAAGAUACGCAGCUUACCAUGAUCUCCCAAUGUCUUAA
Molecule: messenger RNA, 987 nt
Organism: Elephantulus edwardii (Cape elephant shrew)
Lineage: Eukaryota; Metazoa; Chordata; Mammalia; Macroscelidea; Macroscelididae
Gene: DERA
Product: deoxyribose-phosphate aldolase (putative)
Exons: 9
Coding region: 1-987 (328 amino acids)
Biological process (GO): carbohydrate catabolic process; deoxyribonucleotide catabolic process
Cellular component (GO): cytoplasm
Molecular function (GO): deoxyribose-phosphate aldolase activity
Source: RefSeq, a predicted model, not a curated record